CAAGAUGCUUAUCAUCACUACCAUCUAUCUAUAUAGUGUAUAUAUUAUUGUAGAGUAACACAAGAGCCAGUGAGUUCAUCUCUCUGCAAAAGGGGGCAGCAGAGCAACAUGCAAACUACCGUUAAAGCCCAAAAUGAAGACUUUUGAGGACUUUAUUCUGUUUUUUUAAUGGUGUAUUUCAAUUCAACUUAAUGUGUAGCCCCAUAAAUACCACACAUAAAAACGCUUCAACUAGAAUAAGUAAAGUGGAAUUAGAGUAAAAGUAAAAGAGCAGUACGAGUUAUUUCAGAUUCUGUUUAUUAAUACAACAUAAGCUGAAUACAUUUUUUUAUCAGGUGCAACAUAAGUAAUAAUUAUAAUACAAUAAUGCAUGUUAUUCUGAAUGAGUGCUUUUGCUACUGUAAGUGUAUUUUCAUGCCGAGAGUUUUUAAUGUAAAGAUCUGAGUUCUUCCUCCACCACUGGAGGUUAGCGCCAGUCGACAAAUCGAGCGCACCCAGGCUGGAGGGAACGUGGCGGGCUUUAGGACCCGGCGGGCGGCGCGGUACAAUAGAGCCGUUGUGCCGUGGUGGUGGAUCGACUGCUGCCCAGGAGAUCCCCUCUGUGGUCGGAUACAAACCCCCGGAUUUACCCGGAGAGUAGAACCAGAGCCUCGGUUGUUUCUACAGGUACAUGUUGGACGCGGUGUCCGGGCGGAUAUGUGGCUGGAAUAAAGCGGACAGCGGCGCGUGGACUGGAGGAUGUUACAGGAUGAAGCGUCUCAGGUCGUCGAGCAGCAGCGACAGUUCUGACAACGAGAGUCCCUCCACCUCCUUCUGCUCCUCUAACAAGUAUGGAGGUGGCAAACCCGAAGCUCCGGCCUCCACCCAGAAGAAACCGGCUGAGGUCUUCAGGAAAGACCUGAUCAGCGCCAUGAAGCUGCCCGACUCCCACCACGUGUCCCCGGAGGACUACUACCUGCUGGCGGACGCCUGGAAGCAGGAGUGGGAGAAGGGGGUCCAGGUGCUGGCGAGUCCGGACACCAUCCCGGAGCCGUCCGUCAGAGUCAUGGAGGAGAAGCCCAAAGAGGUCCUCUACACCCACCAGAGGAAGCACAUCCAGUGCUCGGGCCGGGAGUCCACGGAGCCGGGCUACGUGGACAUCAAGGAGCUGGCCGAGGCCAUGUGCCGCUACGACCUGGACGACAUGGACCUCCACUGGCUGCAGGCCCUCAACAGGGCGCUGGACCGCAUGGGGGAGGAGCCCGUGGACGAGCUGACGAUGGAGCGCGCCAUGGAGGCCCUGGAGGGCCGUUGCCACGACAACAUGAACCACGCCAUCGAGACGGUGGAGGGCCUCGGGAUCGAGUACGACGAGGACGUGAUCUGCGACGUGUGCCGCUCCCCCGACAGCGAGGAGGGCAACGACAUGGUGUUCUGUGACAAGUGCAACAUCUGCGUGCACCAGGCCUGCUAUGGAAUCGUCAAAGUGCCCGUCGGGAACUGGCUGUGCAGGACGUGCGUCCUCGGCAUCGACCCUCAGUGCCUCCUCUGUCCUCAGAAGGGCGGGGCCAUGAAGGCCACUCGAGCCGGCACCAAGUGGGCUCAUGUGAGCUGUGCUCUGUGGAUCCCCGAGGUGAGCAUCGCGUGCCCCGAGAGGAUGGAGCCCAUCACCAAAGUGUCCCACAUCCCUCCGAGCCGCUGGUCGCUCAUCUGCAGUUUGUGUAAAUGGAAGACGGGCGCUUGCAUCCAGUGCUCGGUGAAGAACUGCACCACCCCCUUCCACGUGACGUGCGCCUUUGAGCACAGCCUGGAGAUGAAGACCAUCCUGGACGAAGGCGACGAGGUGAAAUUCAAGUCGUACUGCCUGAAGCACAGCCAGCCGAAGGCCGGGGAGGCCGGCCUGAGCCCGGCUCGCGCCAAGCCCGCCGGCGACGCCCAGAAGGGGGGCCAGCGGGCUCAGAGGCUGCAGGAGCUGGAGGAGGAGUUCUACACCCUGGUCCAGCAGGAGGACCUGUCCCGGGCCCUCGGGCUGCCGGCGCGCCUGCUGGACUUCAUCUGUCAGUACUGGAAGCUGAAGAGGAGAGCCAACUUCAACAGAGCCCUGCUGCCCCCCAAGGAGGACGAGGAGAACCUGGUGCUGCAGCCGCAGGAGGACAGCAUCCACACCCGCAUGAGGAUGUUCAUGCACCUGAGACAGGACCUGGAGAGGGUGAGGAACUUGUGCUACAUGGUGAGCCGGCGGGAGAAGCUGAAGGUGCUGCAGAGCAAAGCCCAGGAGCAGAUGUUCAACCUGCACGUGAAGCUGCUGAACCAGGAGCUGGCCGCCGGUCUCCCCUCUUCGUCUCCGGCCGACGGCCUGCUGUUCCGGCCUCCUCCGCGCAUCACUCUGAAGCUCAAGAUGCCAAAACCCUCCGGUCUGGGAAACGGCUCCAAGUCCGGCAACGGGCCGCUGUGCCCGGACAACAGCGGCAACGUGGCGGAGGGCGAGGGCCUGGGCCAGGGGAAGCCCCAGCUGCACGGCCGCGGCCGGCGGGAGGAGCGCGCCAACGGCCGGCUGUCGGCCUCCAGCCACUCGCGCAGCCCGGCCGCGCUGCCCGGCGGCAAGCCGCUGGCGCUGCACGCCGCGCUGCACGCCGCCCACUCGUCCAACGGCAAGCCGGACCAGGACCGCAAGGCCAACGGCCUCUCGGAGAAGUCGGCGGCGCAGAAGGACAGUUCCUGCCAGACGCCCGGCGACCGGGACGCCUCGAGUCCGGCUCUGGACAAGACCGGCUUACGCAAGUCCGCCAUGGAGCACUUCGGCAGGUCCUUCAAGGAGGCCACCAUCAACCUGGUACGGACCACGGAGGACUUGCGGGCCUCCGACAAACUGUCCCGGAAGGGCUCGGCCAAGGAGAGACUGUGGGCCAAGCCCGAGCACCGGGCGCGGGGUGGCCGGGCGCACCAGGACAACGACGGCUACUGCCCGGACCUGGAGCUCAGCGACUCGGAGCCGGAGGCCAAAGGCCGGCGGCAGGGCGGCCCGCCUCAGCCGGACGGCGCCGGGAAGGGGGUCGGCCGCGGGAAGCAGUCGCUGGGCUCCAGACACGCCAUGCAGAGGUGACGGCCGUUCGUGGACUCCGUCCUCCCCCAAGUGCCAAGACGCGUCAGGGACCGGGACCAGGGCCAAACCGGGACCAGGACCAAACCAGGACCCGGAGGGCGCUGCAGAGGAUGCGUGAAGGGUUGGUGGGACUCGUAGAGAGGAGCCCUCUUCUGAGAUUAUCAUCGUUUGCCUUUCAUUGUGACUAGAAAUACAUUUUGUACUCUGCACAACUUUGUACCCCCCCCCCCCCCCCCCCCUCUCUCUGAAUCACACGUGCUCCACUUUAUUGAGACUUAUUGAGACCUUAAAUCUGACUUCAAACCGUCUUCGUUCACGUGCAUCAAAUAUUCCAGUUUGUUGUUUUCCUAUUAAUCCGGUUAAUGAAGAUUCAUGUUCCCGUUAUUAUUCAGGUUAAUGUAGAACAUCUUCAUCUUCAUCAUGAUCCUGUUGACAUGAAACACUUCAUCCUUCACUAGAACUACAGACGACAUGUGUACAAUCAGAGUAUUAUGGUCUGCAGAGUAUUUGGUGCAUGUAAACGGACUGCAGCUCUUUGUUUCCUCUCUGCUGUUGAAGCGACCCGGUGACCUUUUCUUGACCUUUUCUUGACCUUUUCUUGACCUUUUAUUCUUUCCUGCGUUAGUCGAGUAGUAAUUUAGUUUGAACAGAAACAAAAACACAGUUUAACACUAUUAGUCUGUUUUUAGUUGUUUUGUUUCGUUGGACUCAAAGUCUGAAGCAGACGUGUGAAACGGGGGACGCCAGGUCACGCGGUCAGUGACUCCGGGUCACGCGGUCAGUGACUCCGGGUCACGCGGUCAGUGACUCCGGGUCACGCUGUCAGUGACUCCGGGUCACGCUGUCAGUGACUCCGGGUCACGCUGUCAGUGACUCCGGGUCACGCGGUCAGUGACCCUGGGUCACGCUGUCAGUGACCCUGGGUCACGCUGUCAGUGACUCCGGGUCACGCGGUCAGUGACCCUGGGUCACGCUGUCAGUGACCCUGGGUCACGCUGUCAGUGACUCCGGGUCACGCUGUCAGUGACUCCGGGUCACGCUGUCAGUGACUCCGGGUCACGCGGUCAGUGACCCUGGGUCACGCUGUCAGUGACUCCGGGUCACGCUGUCAGUGACUCCGGGUCACGCUGUCAGUGACCCUGGGUCACGCGGUCAGUGACCCCGGGUCACGCGGUCAGUGACUCCGGGUCACGCGGUCAGUGACUCCGGGUCACACGGUCUGGGUCAGUGACCCCGGGUCACACGGUCUGGGUCAGUGACCCCGGGUCACGCGGUCAGUGACCCCGGGUCACGCGGUCAGUGACUCCGGGUCACAUGGUCAGUGACUCCGGGUCACACGGUCAGUGACUCCGGGUCACACGGUCAGUGACCCCGGGUCACACGGUCAGUGACUCCGGGUCACAUGGUCAGCCUUCAUGCCGCCGUCUUGUUUUGUUUUGAUAAUAAAUAACUGGUUCACUA
This is a messenger RNA of Cyclopterus lumpus (lumpfish), 4543 nucleotides long. RefSeq names its product jade family PHD finger 3 (gene jade3). The record is from RefSeq and is a predicted model, not a curated record. The coding region runs from base 671 to 3082 and encodes 803 amino acids. The transcript is spliced from 11 exons. NCBI's taxonomy places the organism in Eukaryota, Metazoa, Chordata, Actinopteri, Perciformes, Cyclopteridae. Gene Ontology annotation, cellular component: histone acetyltransferase complex. Gene Ontology annotation, biological process: regulation of transcription by RNA polymerase II.